AUGUCACGGCUGGCCCCCAUUUGCGUGAAGACGUUAAAGUCUGCCAUGGACAAGGUCACACGUAAUGUGGAGGCCAAAAUCGCAGCAGAACUCCCCGACGUAUUUGGGCUUUGUAUUGACGGGUGGACCGAUGGCUCGAAGCACUUUUGCACGAUCUUCGCAACGUACGCUGUGGCCAAUGUGCGCCAUACACCUCUGCUCGCAAUGUCGCCACUCUUGAAGCCCGACAGCAUGGAUGCCGACCCUCACAUCGCUUUCAUCGCGGAAACACUUGACCUCUGUGGCAUAGAGCUGGCAAAUCUCGCCUUUGUCACUGGCGACAAUUGUUCUACCAACGUCUCUAUGGCGGCUAAAAUGGGCGUUCCUCUUGUCGGGUGCUACUCGCACAACUUCAACUUGGCCAUGAAGGCAUUGUUGGUGCUGUACGAAAGCGACCUGUUAUCCAUACACGCAAUUAUGACGAGGCUUGGUCGACUCCGCCCAGCUGGUGCAGUUACGCGCUUCACUGACUUAUUGCCAGUUUGUCGAAACGUAACGCGGUGGUCAUCGACAUUUCAAAUGGUCCAACGCUACCUAGCGCUGUUACGAUUUUUACCGGAGGUCUCAGGGGUGCGAGAUCUGUUGUUGCUCAGCGGACAGAAUACUCGUGUGAAAAAGCUCUUCUUUGUGCUUGAGCAAUUCAAAAGCGUGACAAGACAACUCCAAGCGGAAGAUCUUGACAUGGCGGAUGCACGGACUAUGUUUCAUGGACUACACUGUCGGCACCCAACGUUGCCAUAUCUGGCUUUAAACGCGGAGAUCCACCACUGUCCUAACUUUGACAAUGGUGUGGCGAAGGUGUUGUCGUUACGCGAAGACGAGCUGACUACUGCUGAGAAGGCUGCAUUGGUCAUGUUCCUGUUGGACCCUGACAGUGUUGCAGUACCCAGCACGCCGUUGAGUUACGCGGACGAACGUUUGGCUCCAAAACGUCGCCGAAUGGGACCAACAGCAAGCAAGUACUGCUGCUUGAAGUUUGUCCUUCCAACGACCAACUUGGUCGAACGGCUCUUCAGCGUCGCGCAGUACAUAUUGACAGACCAUAGAAAGCACUUGUAUCCGGUAAAUUUCGAGAUGAUCAUAUUCCUUCGCGCGAAUACAUUGUAUUGGAGUGUUUUCUCCCUCAUGUAA
Aphanomyces astaci is the source of this 1170-nucleotide messenger RNA. RefSeq lists its product as hypothetical. The record is from RefSeq and is a predicted model, not a curated record. NCBI's taxonomy places the organism in Eukaryota, Oomycota, Saprolegniomycetes, Saprolegniales, Verrucalvaceae. The transcript has a single exon. Bases 1 to 1170 code for a protein of 389 amino acids.